This is a messenger RNA of Aspergillus tanneri, 621 nucleotides long. It is a transcript of the gene UBC8, whose product is annotated as E2 ubiquitin-conjugating protein UBC8. Lineage: Eukaryota; Fungi; Ascomycota; Eurotiomycetes; Eurotiales; Aspergillaceae. The record is from RefSeq and is a predicted model, not a curated record. The transcript is spliced from 7 exons. Gene Ontology annotation, molecular function: ubiquitin conjugating enzyme activity. Gene Ontology annotation, biological process: ubiquitin-dependent protein catabolic process; protein polyubiquitination. Gene Ontology annotation, cellular component: nucleus. The coding region runs from base 1 to 621 and encodes 206 amino acids.
AUGAGUAGUCCGAAGCGGAGAAUUGAGACGGAUGUCAUGAAGUUAAUGAGUGACUACGAGGUGACUUUGGUCAAUGAUAAUAUGUAUGUUGAAUACAAAGAAAUAAAUUUGUAUAGACGCUCACAAGAAGGGCUAUUGGACAGGCAAGAAUUCUAUGUGCGCUUUAAGGGUCCUGAAGAGACUCCUUUUGCAGGAGGCCAUUGGAAAAUCCACGUCGAGCUACCAGAUCAAUACCCGUAUAAGAGCCCGAGUAUCGGUUUUGUCAACCGGAUAUUCCAUCCCAAUAUCGAUGAGCUCUCCGGUUCUGUUUGUCUGGAUGUCAUCAACCAAACCUGGUCACCGAUGUACGACAUGAUCAACAUCUUCGAAGUUUUCCUUCCACAGCUCUUGCGAUACCCGAACCCCUCGGAUCCGCUAAAUGGUGAGGCUGCGGCAAUGCUAAUGAGGGAGCCCAAGAGCUAUGAAGCGAAGGUGAAAGCGACAGAAUAUGUGGCCAAGUAUGCCAGCAAAGAGGCAGUGGAUGAUGCUGGGGAAGACACGGAGUCCGAAGAUGAAUUGAGCUCUGCCGGGAGCUAUGAAUCCGGCGGCGAGGAGCCUGCAGGCACUAUGGAUGAUGUCUAA